This is a messenger RNA of Racocetra persica, 206 nucleotides long. Lineage: Eukaryota; Fungi; Glomeromycota; Glomeromycetes; Diversisporales; Gigasporaceae. The record is from the annotation of a GenBank genome assembly.
AUUCUGAGGAGAAAUUAACAAUUCAAAUAAAUGAAGUAUUUAAUAAUAAAUCAUUUAAAAAUCGAAUAAAUGAAGUCUUUGAAAAUGAAUCAUUUAAAAAGCAAAUAGAUAAAACAAUAGCAAAUAAAACAAAUGAAAUAUUAAAAGAUCCUUUAGAUAAAAUUAAUAAAUUGAUUGAGCUUAACGAAAAAAAAAAAUUAGAAUAA